This is a messenger RNA of Dioscorea cayenensis subsp. rotundata (Guinea yam), 839 nucleotides long. Its product is annotated as remorin-like. The record is from RefSeq and is a predicted model, not a curated record. Bases 108 to 647 code for a protein of 179 amino acids. NCBI's taxonomy places the organism in Eukaryota, Viridiplantae, Streptophyta, Magnoliopsida, Dioscoreales, Dioscoreaceae. The transcript has 5 exons.
CUUCUCUUCAUCUUCUUCUCACUCUCUCUCACUCUCUCUCUCUCUCUCUCUCUCUCUCUCUCUUUCUCUUUCUCUUUGUGGAAGGGUUUUUGGAGCUUGGAAGAGCCAUGGGAGAGGAUGAGAGGAGGAACUUGGCUUCAGAGUUAGCAAAGGAUGUGGCAGAGGAGAAGGGAGUGUUACCUCCACCAGCUGAGCAAAAGCCUGAUGAUUCUAAAGCUCUUACUAUUGUUGAGAAGGUUGCAGAUCCACCAGCUGAGAAAAUUGCUGACAGAGAUGCUAUUCUUGCUCGAGUGGAAACUGAAAAGAGAAUGUCUUUGAUCCGAGCUUGGGAAGACAGUGUAAAAAAACUAAAGCUGAAAAACAGAGCUAUUAAGAAGAUGUCGGCGAUUACUUCAUGGGAGAACACAAAGAAGGCAUCUAUAGAAGCUCAACUAAAGAAGAUCGAGGAGGAUUUAGAAAAGAAGAAGGCAGAGUACGCGGAGAAAAUGAAAAACAAGGUGGCAAUGGUUCACAAGGCCGCGGAAGAGAAGAGAGCAUUCACCGAGGCGAAGCGAGGAGAGGAUAUCUUGAAGGCUGAGGAGGUAGCUGCAAAGUACCGUGCCUCCGGCCUUUCUCCAAUAAAGCUUUUCGGAUGUUUCGGUGCUUAGAAUUCGAUCAAAACAUAAAGGAAAAAUAUCGAAAUCUCAUUGAAGGUUCUCUACUUGUUUUAACUUGUGUACCACUCUCUGAUCUAUAUUAUAUUGAGUUUGUUGUUGGAAUUGGUUUGUUGUAGGUUGUGAAACUGAUGAAAUUUGUAAUGUUUAUGUUUGUUAAUUAUUGUGUGUAAAAGUGUGAUGUUA